UCUUGGUUGGUUUGGUUUAAACAUCAUUGAGACAACAACAACAACAAAUUUCAUUUCCGUCUUUCAGCUUUUCACUCCGACCAGCAAAACGUUUCGGCAAAGAUGGUGUUUACUGUCAGUGCAUGCGACUCUCGACAGAUACCAAGCUCCAGCAACAGUAGUACUGAUCGUAAUCGGACAGGUAACAACAUCUCGAAGAAGAGGAAUCAUCAGACAGAAGAAGGUGUUGCUCAUCAGGACAACAAUACGGUGCUUGGGAGAAGGAAAAAAGUGAGGACGAACAAAUCGGAAUUCAAAGCUGGUUCGUCUUCAUCGGACGACAACAACUCUUUCUUUGUCCUUGUCACGGAUGCAAAUCUGAAAGCAGAUAGUCUGAAUCUUCCAAAAGAUUACACAUACUCUAGUGUUCUGAAUAAGACCUGCCACAAGAUUGUUUUAACUGAUGGAAGUAAUAACUCAUGGGAACUGGAUCUAAAGUUCAACCAAUUCUCUGGUUGUUUUUACAUAACCAGAGGUUGGAGACAUUUCUGCGAUGAGAACGGCAAAAAGGCCGGAAAUGUGUUCACGUUCGAGCUAACGAACCGCGGGGAAACGCCUUUGCUCACUUUCUCCCCUUCCAAUUCUACUCUGAGUUAUGAAACUUCAGAAGGCCUGGAUAAGUUUGUGACUGUAAGACUCACAUAUGACAGUAUGAACAACAGAAGAUGUUAUAUUCCAGCGGACUUCUUGGGAAAACAUGGGUUGGACAUUGAAACAAGGAUGGUAACACUACUUAGAAAAGAUGGUACGAGGAUGUUGGCAACUCUAUCACGGGAGUACUCAACAUCAAACCUAGGACGAAUGAGUCUAACUAGAGGAUGGAGACAGUUCGUUAAAGCAAGUCAUUUGAAGGAAGGUGAACACAUAACAUUCGAGUGUAUUUGGCAAAAUGCAACUCCUAUACUCAAGCUGACUGAAACAAAGUCCAAUAUCCCUAUAAAGAGAAGCAGAAAGAAAUAUACAAGAGCUAGCAAGAAAGUGUCUACUGUUUCUACUAAGCCGAACGUUGGAAAAGAACCUGAGAAAGACAAGAACAUGGAGGAGCCGAUCAUCACUGCAUUACUACCACCAACCGAAGACAGCAGAGUGGUUACUGAACCGCUCAUGAACGAUGAAAAAGAACCUGAGAAAGACAAGAACAUGGAGGAGCCGAUCAGUGCAUUACUACCACCAACCGAAAACAACAGAGUGGUUACUGAACCGAACCGGAACGAUGGGAAAGAACCUAAGAAAGACAAGAACAUGGAGGAGCCGAUCAGUCCAUUACUACCACCAACCGAAAACAACCGAGUGGUUACUGAACCGAACCGGAACGAUGGAAAAGAAUCUGAGAAAGACAAGAACAUGGAGGAGCCGAGAAGUCCAUUAAAACCACCAACCGAAAACAACCGAGUGGUUACUGAAUCGAACCGGAACGAUGGAAAAGAACUUGAGAAAGACAACAACAUGGAGGAGCCGAGAAGUCCAUUACAGCCACCAACCGAAAACAACCGAGUGGUUACUGAACCGAACCGGGACGAUGGAAAAGAACUUGAGAAAGACCAGAACAUAGAGGAGCCUACCAGUCCAUUAAUAUCAUCACUAAUUCAAAACCGCCGAGUAGUGGUGUUACCACUUGUUCCAGCUGAUGUCAAAGCUUCUACGCUGUGGCUUCCAAGAAAAUUCAUGAAAGAUAACGGAAUCAACAAGAUUGGGAAAAUAGUUAUGUGGGGAAGAAAUGAAGUUGAGUCGUGGUGUGGGUUUCUACUGUCAAAAGAUGGAAUGGUAGCUGUAGGUUGUGGUUGGGAAAACUUCUGUGAAACUAAUGGAGUGAAGAUUGGAGAAUCCUUUUCUUUAGAGUUCAUCAUGCGUAGAGCUGACGCAACUCCGGUACUUCAGUUUAAACCCAAAUCUAGGUCAUAAAACCUAAAUAAUGUUUAAGUUUCUGUUUGAUUGUCGAGUUAAAGAUACUUGGCUAAUAAAUAUGCAUAUCAUGUUAUCAAGACUUAAAGAGUGUUAUCAAGACUUAAAGAGUGUAUGUUAAAGGAAUGCAACUUUGGUUCACCU
This is a messenger RNA of Capsella rubella, 2085 nucleotides long. RefSeq names its product B3 domain-containing protein REM-like 2. Gene Ontology annotation, molecular function: DNA binding. The record is from RefSeq and is a predicted model, not a curated record. Bases 103 to 1941 code for a protein of 612 amino acids. Lineage: Eukaryota; Viridiplantae; Streptophyta; Magnoliopsida; Brassicales; Brassicaceae. The transcript has 6 exons.